UUUACCAUGCAUAAAGAAAGGAGUAGUUUCAAUUACAAAACACAGACCAUACUUCAACUACGAAUUAAUUAAGCUAUGGAACAAGAGAUGAAGGAUUUCUUAAGUUCACUCCCUGAAGGAUUCGUUGCGGAAGCAUUGGCUCUCACCAGUCCAAGAGAUGCUUCCAGGUUGUCAUCCGUCAAUUCUUUUUUCCGGUCCGCUGCCCAGUGGGAUUCAGUUUGGGCAACCUUUGUGCCACCAGAGUGCCUGCCCGAGGCAAUAGACGGUUCGAUGAGGGAGGUAUUUCUACGUCUUUGUGAUCACCCCAUCAUCAUUGAACAAGGAAAUAAGGAACAGAGUUUCUGGUUGGAUAAAUGGACUGGAAAAAAAUGUUACAUGUUGGCUGCUAGACAACUGUCAAUUGCUUUGUUUGACUCCCCUACUUGUUGGAGAUGGACAUCUAUGGAAAAAUCUAGAUUCACAGAAGUGGCUGAACUUAUCAAUCCGUGCAAUGGAAGUCAUAGGCAAUGUCAACACUUCCAUCUUAUCUCCGAAGUCCGAACACAACAUAUGUAGCUCAACUUGUCUUUA
Molecule: messenger RNA, 570 nt
Organism: Helianthus annuus (common sunflower)
Lineage: Eukaryota; Viridiplantae; Streptophyta; Magnoliopsida; Asterales; Asteraceae
Product: F-box protein PP2-B1
Exons: 3
Coding region: 76-555 (159 amino acids)
Molecular function (GO): protein binding
Source: RefSeq, a predicted model, not a curated record